AUGUACUGCCUGCUAGCAACUCCCCUAUGCCUGCUGAGCCUGUUGUUGCCACGCCUCAGUCCUGCAGCCCCCAUCUCCCCAUCAGAGCCCAUCGGUCAAGCCUACAGCCUGGCUCUCUACAUGCAGAAGAACACAUCAGCUUUGUUACAGACCUAUCUCCAGUAUCAGGGCAGCCCCUUCAGUGACCCCGGCUUCUCUGCACCUGAACUCCAGCUCAGCACCCUGCCUUCUGCAGCUGUCUCCUUCAAGACCUGGCAUGCAAUGGAAGAUGCAGAGCGGCUAAGCCGAGCCCAGGAAGCCUUCCUAGCCUUGACUCAGCACCUCCAGCUCGUGGGAGAUGACCAGAGUGAUCUGAAUCCUGGCAGUCCUGUCCUACUGGCCCAGCUAGGAGCAGCAAGACUCAGGGCCCAGGGCCUAUUGGGCAACAUGGCUGCCAUCAUGACUGCUCUAGGGCUGCCCAUCCCUCCAGAAGAGGAUACUCUGGGGUUUGUCCCUUUUGGGGCCUCAGCCUUUGAGAGGAAAUGCCGAGGCUACAUAGUGACCCGGGAAUAUGGCCACUGGACGGACCGAGCUGUGAGGGACUUGGCUCUCCUCAAGGCCAAGUACCCAGCAUAG
This is a messenger RNA of Mastomys coucha (southern multimammate mouse), 615 nucleotides long. Its product is annotated as cardiotrophin-2. NCBI's taxonomy places the organism in Eukaryota, Metazoa, Chordata, Mammalia, Rodentia, Muridae. The transcript has 3 exons. The coding region runs from base 1 to 615 and encodes 204 amino acids. The record is from RefSeq and is a predicted model, not a curated record.